AUGGCGUCUGGUUACGUGAAAAGGGUAAGUGACCCUCUGCAUCGAUAAAACAGUUCCAGUCGCUGCAGUGGCCAUUUUUGGGGGGCUAAGUAACUUUUUAAUUAUACUAUACCAUCCAAGAUCGGACUCUAUUCAGUUUUGAACACCCUAGAGGAUUUAUUUCACGGUUAGUUUGCUAAAUGUACAUCGACAAGGUACUAAGCAAAAUCAAGACUCGUACAUAAUAUAUCUUGAAUUCAUGUCACCUCACAUAUGAAAUUGCUUAAAUUUUUCAGUCAACGGCUUUGGUUGGUUUGGCAGUUUCCAAAGCACCCAGGGAGGUAAGAAUUGAAGUAACAUUUUAUUGAAAUAUGGCGAUUAUUUUUUUGUUUUGCGGGAACUCAUAUUUGCGCUGUGAGGUGCCUCUAAAUGACGUUUGUGAUCUCCGUUUAAUCUUUUGAACGCAAAUGGCAAUACUUAUUGAGUUAAAGAAUUCUAUUCGAUGUCAUCAAUGUCUCUCUACCUAAAGAGCGGAGGGGAGGAAAGGCAGGGGAGUUAGAGUGGGGGGGGAAGGAAAACAGGGAGGUUAGAGUCUUCCACUUCCCGUACCUGACUCCCACCCUUCAUUGUGUUGCUCCCAUCUUUAGGUUAAUCAAGGUGAAUUAAGGCCUUAGCCUUGUCCAAAAUAAAAAAUUGCAUUGUAAAGUGAACCACUCCACACUUACCAGCGCGCUCACUGAAGUGGCAAUUCUUUGAACAAGUUUGCUACAUGAGGCAAAAUCUACAGUAAUUUGGGAUGCACAGUCACACAGAGCAAGCUCCCAAGUGGGUCUUCCAUUUACAGAUUUUUUGUUGCCACACCAAAAAAUGCUGAGGCCAAUUAAUAUAGACAACAUAUGACCUGACCCUGAACCGUUAAUGACCCUGAAUUGCUUUCUUUGCUGGAGAUUUAUGACAGCUACAGCUUACCAGACACUAAAGUAUAAGUGUACAUGUGUCAUGUGUCAUGCCAUCUCAUGAUUUAUGAUGUAAUCGAAUUGAAGGGAUUUCCAGAUUCACCAGAAGAAAUGCUGUUUUUCCAGCCCAAGUACAAAUUUAUAUUUUCUUGCCUCCAAAAUUUUCUUUUAAGGGUUGGUGGAUGUUUAAUGGAAAUUUCAAAACUUUGCUAGAGAAGUAUUUUUGACUGAAUAAUACCCAGUAAUAAACAACAAACUAUUGCCUUCUUUAUUUCUGCUCCUGCUUUCUGCCCUCUCCUGCCCCCUUUUCUUCUGGUCUCCCACCCCCCUGUCCCCCUCCACUAAAGAGUCUGACACAAAAAGCCUUUCUCACCCCCUUGCCAUGUUCAAUGAGACACUUGAAUAAAGGGGUAAGUUUCUAAAGAAACUGUGGUGCUGCGUCAGUGGGAGAGUAUAGCAGGUAAUUUAGUGUUAACAACUGAGUUGAAAACGUAAAUUAGCCACCGUAAGGGUAAAAAAGCUGACGUUUCGAGCAUUAGCCCUUCGUCAGAGCGAUCAAUGAGACACUGUUUUAUUGCAACUUUAUCACAUCUCAUAUAUUAAUGUAUUAUGCUGAAUCAUUUUUAUCACACAAAAGAGGAGCCAUCACUGCCAAAUAGGUGACUCAUUGGUGGAUUUUUUUGUAUGAAAUAUGAAUAACUACCAUAACAAGGAGUAGCUGCAAAAUGCGGAACUUCAUAUAAGGGGUUUUCUUUGGCUUAAAGUUGUCAAUGACUAUAGUGUUGAAUUGUGCAGGAUGUUUUACGUCAUGACCCUUUUUGGCAGUGUAGGGACAGUCCCAAAAAAAUCCUCGAAAACUACAACCUUCUGGGUGUGUGUGCUACACAGUAUACCGUGAACUUUUUUGACUUGCUUAAAAUGUUGGGUUUGCAGUUCAUAUUAAAAUUCAGUACUCUUGAUUGGCCUCAUCUGGUUUGGCAAACAGCACAAUCAAUUCUUUUGUCUUCAAGGCUCUCACAAAGUUGUAUAAAGAGACAUUGGUGUUGUUGGGAAGCAUGCCAAAGAGUGCCCAGUACCGUAUACACACAGAGCAGAUCACUAAACAGAGACUAGAUGUUGUGGAACAGGUACCUUGUCAUUAACAUGAAGAGUAGUGUAGUGUUAAGCCAGUUGUUUCCAAGAGAAGGGACAAUUUGAUCUUCACAGGUUAACAGAAAUUAUAGUAAUCAAACGAAAAUCAGCUUGAUACAUUCAGGCUUUCACAAUAAACAUAAUGUAGUUAACUCAAUAAGAUCAAUUGGUCACUAGCUGUCUGUGUCAUAUAUGCUCUUUGUGGAAGCAACCCAUUAAAUUUACCUUUCUUCCAACUUGUGGCUGGGGCACUCGGUUGGUGCAAGCAUAUAGAAGGCUGGGGUUCAAUUCCUGUUGAAUCCUGAAUUUUGUCAGACCUGUUUUCUUGCAGUUUGUUAAACUUCACUUGAAGAUCAAUUCCUAACUUUGUCUCUUCCACCAGUAAACUUUGAUCUAUUACACAUACAUUAUAUUUGUGUUACAAUUAUACCCUUUUCCCCCCACCCUGCAGGUUUUUCUGCAGUAUAUUUCUAUUUUAUGACCAACUAAUUUUAUAAGUGAAUUUAUGUUUAGGAGAGUGACAUACCACAACUGGAAAACAAACUUGGAGCUGGACAAAUUGAAGAAGUUAUUCAACAGGUAGGUAAAUUUUGUACAUUAUUGUAAUCAAUUAACAGUUAAACCCUCCACAAUGGUCCCCAAGAGGACAAGAAAAAAUGCUGCCAAAUACUGUAUCAAUUGGUUUUCUUUAACUUUUGACACAUUUUUGUUUCUAGGCACUUGGAUUAUGAUAUAACGCUCAUUUGAUCAUGUUCACAUAUUAAAUUUGCAAUGCAAUCUCUAAAUUAUUACUAGUGCUUUCACUUUUAGUCUUUAAGAUAUUUUAUCUUAACUUAAACUGUCAGAGGCUGCCUUCUUGAGCAAGUUCACAUUUAGCAUAUUGUUCACUGAUUAAUGAUUUACUGGUCACUUUGUUAGUUGGGAUACACUUCAAUGAUCACUGCUGUUGUGAUCAGCAACCCAUUUUAGGACUGUUAGAGAUGUUAAUAUAAAAACAAACAUAUCGACAGUCUGCUUGGAACAAAAUGUACAAUAGAGAUGCCAGUUGUAAUAUAGAGAUUUAGCCAAGCCUAAAAGUGGAGCUCACACUUUUUUUUCCCCGUACAUCUCAAAGGCACAAUGCCUUGCCUUGACUAGGACUAGAACCCAGGUCAUCUGACUCAGAGCCCAGUGCACUGACCACUGGACCACUGAACAAGGCCAUGGCAUUGGUGUGCCCGUGGUACAGCUGACCACACAUGUUAAAAGUAGCACCUUGUACGGUCGUACGGUUGUAUGGUCAUACAUCCAAAUUUUUUCAGCUUGAUGGGUUACUACUAUUUUGUAUAAUUAUGGGGCUACGCUCUGCAAGCUCCGCUUAAAAUGUGGAGGUUUACCUGUAUUAUAAUCUUGGCAGCGUAUUAAGUGAAACUUGUAUAUGGAACAUGAUUUUGAUCGGAACCCACUUGUGCCAGUUUGUCCCCAUGAUUUUCCUUUGCUUGUAGGCAGAAGAUGAGCUGUCUUUGGCCAAGAAGAUGCAAGAUUGGCAACCUUGGGAACCACUAGAAAAUCCUCCACCUGCAGACCAGUGGAAGUGGCCAUGACAGUCUGGAUGAAAAAUUUGUUUUCUGAGGAAUUGGUUUUGGGUAUAAGUGUAAAUGACAGGGAAAUGACAUCUAUGGCAUCCAUGACAGGAAGCCUGAGAUAUGGACUUAUUAGUUUUUGUACAAACGUUAGUUUUGCCAUCUUGUAUCGCUGUAUUUACUUCUUUUUUUAAAACAUUUCAAACAAGGAUUGGGAUUUGUGCACAAGUGAAUAAAGAUGCAAAGAAUGAUGA
Molecule: messenger RNA, 3882 nt
Organism: Pocillopora meandrina
Lineage: Eukaryota; Metazoa; Cnidaria; Anthozoa; Scleractinia; Pocilloporidae
Source: the annotation of a GenBank genome assembly